Messenger RNA from Anopheles cruzii, 2397 nucleotides. Its product is annotated as transducin beta-like protein 3. NCBI's taxonomy places the organism in Eukaryota, Metazoa, Arthropoda, Insecta, Diptera, Culicidae. The record is from RefSeq and is a predicted model, not a curated record. Gene Ontology annotation, molecular function: protein binding; U3 snoRNA binding. Gene Ontology annotation, cellular component: nucleolus; 90S preribosome; small-subunit processome. Gene Ontology annotation, biological process: endonucleolytic cleavage in 5'-ETS of tricistronic rRNA transcript (SSU-rRNA, 5.8S rRNA, LSU-rRNA); endonucleolytic cleavage to generate mature 5'-end of SSU-rRNA from (SSU-rRNA, 5.8S rRNA, LSU-rRNA). The transcript has 2 exons. The coding region runs from base 1 to 2397 and encodes 798 amino acids.
AUGAAUUCGAAAGUGAAACUAAAGGAAGUGUAUGAAGUAAAAACGCAGUACAAAGCAUUCUACACUGGCGGUACAGUUGCGUGGACAACCGACGGACGGGAGUUUCUGUGCCAAAACAAUGGCGCGAUCAGUAUUGUUUCGGUGGACAACCAGCAUGAACUAGCUACUCUCGGUGAGGAGCAAUCGGACAGUGACAUUAACGAAGAUGUGAUCUUCACUUUUGCGGUUUCGGCCUCCGGAACGAACAUUGUCUCUGCCCACCGUUCCGGACUGCUCAAACUAUGGAAUCGUGAAACACGGCAACAGCUCAAAAUGUGGAAAGCCAUUCAUCAAGGACCGAUAGCAACGCUCGUUUACAGCCCAGACGAUCGAUUGAUUGCUAGCGGAGGUAGCGACACGACGGUUCGGGUCUGGGAUCCGGCGCGCCAGCUUUGCCUCGGAACGUUGCGUGGUUGCAGUGGCGUCGUCAAUUUGAUCGUCUUCCAUCCGGAUGUGGAUAGUAAAACGGUUAUCGCGGCAGGGGACGACGUUAAGAUACACGCAUGGAACUACGAAACACGCGAAAUGACGAAAACAUUUACCGGACACUUUUCACGUGUUACUGGUGUAUCGUUUUCGGAAGAUCGGAAGUUCUUAGUGUCGUCCGGCAGAGAUAAAAUCUUGAUCCUGUGGAACUACGAAACGGAGGAAGCCCUCAAAACGAUCCCAGUAUAUGAGGCACUUGAAGCGGUCGUUGUAUUGCCAUCGGGCGUGACGUUGCCCGGUUGUAAAUUGAAAGCGAACCGGGUAUAUGCCGCGUGUGGCGGUGAAGAAGGAGUUGUGAAGGUGUGGGAAAUGACGGAAGCAAAGAUUGUUUACAAGCAAUCGAACAGUCUCGUGACUAAAGCUACUGAAGAGGGAGGUCUCGCGAUUACGCGCCUCUUUUACAGUCAGCCUUUAGGACAGAUGGCCAUCGUUUCGGCGGACCACAAUCUGCUCGUGCACGAUUGCACUAGCUUCGACUGCGUCCGGCAGCUGUCGGGAUUCAGUGACGAAAUCUUGGACAUCGUACUUCUGGGACAAGGUAAACGUUACCUGGCGAUGGCGACCAACAGCAACGACUUUAAGCUCUACGACACUGCCACUAUGAACUGCCAGCUGGUGAAGGGACACACCGAUAUUGUGCUAUCGCUUUCGGCCAAUCAAAGUCACCUUUUGUCCUCCUCGAAAGACAACUCGAUCCGCUUGUGGCAUUUCGACGAAGAACGCUUCACGGUCCAAUGUCUUGCCGUUGGUUUGAAGCACACUAGUGCGGUUGGCUGUGCAGCAAUCAGUCGCGUUUCCGGACAGUUUUGUGUAAGCAUCAGCCAGGAUAAAUGCUUGAAGACGUGGAAAAUUCCAAAGAGUUUCGAGCGCGCAGAGGGCGAUGAACUUCCCCGUCUUCAGUGCACGCUGACGCAAUUGGCCCACGACAAGGAUAUCAACAGUGUUUGCAUCUCACCGAACGACCGACUUUUGGCGACCGGCUCGCAGGACAAAACAGCGAAACUGUGGGACGUCAGUGAUUUGAGUGUGGUCGGUGUGCUGCGCGGUCAUCGUCGUGGCAUCUGGUCGGUUCGCUUUUCUCCUGUCGAUCAGAUACUACUGACGAACGCGGCAGAUUGUACCAUCAAGCUGUGGUCGUUGACCGAUAUGACCUGCCUGAAGACCCUCGAAGGUCAUGAUGGGUCUGUGUUGCGAGUUGAAUUUCUCUCCGCCGGAAUGCAACUCCUAUCGGCUGGGGCCGAUGGACUGCUCAAACUUUGGUCGAUCAAAUCAUCUGAAUGUUUGCAAACCAUGGACAAACACGAGAGUCGCAUCUGGGCGCUGUGCGUGACGCUGGACGAGAGUACGUUCUUUAGCGGCGGAUCGGACUCACAGCUUAUCAAGUGGCACGACGUGACGGAGACCAAACGGGAACAGGAAAUGAACGCUCGGAAGGAUGUGCUGUUGCAGGAGCAGGAAUUGAACAAUCUUCUGUCGGAACGGAAACUUCUGAAGGCUUUGCGACUUUCGCUCAAUCUUGACCGACCGUUCGCUACGCUAAAGAUUGUCAACGAAGUGAUCAAAUCACAGGAGACAGGCUUCGAGGGCACGGUUCGCAAGCUAUCGAAUGAUCACAAGGAAACACUACUUCGGCAUGCUGUCGAGUGGAACACGAACAGUAAAAAUGUACGACCCGCUCAGUUCGCGAUGCACAUCCUGCUCCAGGAGGUGCUGGCCGGGCGGUUUCAAGCGGGUGAGCUGGGCAAACAUCUGGAAGCGUCACUGCCGUACACGGAGCGGCACUUUAAGCGGCUGACCGAAUACAUGAAGGACCUCAAGUUUAUUGAGUACACGUUGCGCUGCAUGCAGCCUCACGCUUCUCGGACCGACUAG